AUGUGGAGAGUAAUUAUGAAAGUGGUCAUGGUGGGAGUGUUGGUAACGGGAGUUGCAAUGGGAAAGAAUGACUGGAUUGACCACGAGAAAGACAAGAAGGGAUUUGAUCUCUUGUGCUCACUCUUCACGAAGGCAGAAAAGGGAGCGAAAGAAAAAAGUCACCUCGAUAAGCUAAAAGAAACCGAAGAUUAUCAGUGGUUUAAUAAAGAUGCCAGGGAUUCACCAGCUUUAAAAGCGGAGGUGGAUAAAGUUAAAGAGUUAGAAAACAAAGUGCAGAGCCAUGAAAGUGGCGCCAAGACAGCGUUUCGGAAAGCAGCCUAUGGGGAUAACAUUGAAGAAGAGGACGCGGACAAAACUUUUGGACACCAUACAGUAGGCAAUCCAUGCGACGAAACAAACCGAUGGUCAACGAUACCUAACAGUAUCAUCUGUAGUUGCAGCCCCACACAAGGUGCCACUGAAAGCUGCUUCGGUGGGAGCGAGAAUGCCCGAAAUCACGACGAUACCACGGCUGAACAGCGUCUACAGGCAUGGAAUGGAGUUAAGGGAAAAUGUACGAGUGCCAGCAGCAGUGCCGAGGUUACUGUCGAAGCUAUAGAAAAGGACUUGGAGGGUUUGAGGGGUUUGUAUUCAGACGACUCAAAAGGCCAAGAACCUCCACCGCCACCACCGCCACCUCCGUUCCCACCUGGCAGUCCACCAAUGCCUGAGGAGGAGCCUGAUAUAUUUACUUCUAAGCCGUGGGUUAAGAACUUGAAUGAGGCAACAGACCACAUGAAGGGAAGAGAUGAGGCUCUUCAAAAGUUGAGAGAGCAAGUCGAAAAGUUGAGGGGAACUUACGGUAAAGCGAAAAAUGAAGAGGAAGUAAAGGCAUUAAAGGAAUCUGGAGCUGGAGCUGAAGGUGCGCAACCCUCGAGAACAGCACCCCAAACUGCAGCACGAAAGGAUUCCGAUGCUCAACCCACACAAACACAAAAACAGAAUAUUGCAUCAUCCCCCUCACUCAAAAUUACGUUACUAUCAGUAUCCCUCUGUUUUAUCUGA
Messenger RNA from Trypanosoma brucei brucei TREU927, 1044 nucleotides. RefSeq lists its product as hypothetical. Lineage: Eukaryota; Euglenozoa; Kinetoplastea; Trypanosomatida; Trypanosomatidae. The record is from RefSeq and is a predicted model, not a curated record. The transcript has a single exon. The coding region runs from base 1 to 1044 and encodes 347 amino acids.